Molecule: messenger RNA, 17576 nt
Organism: Porites lobata
Lineage: Eukaryota; Metazoa; Cnidaria; Anthozoa; Scleractinia; Poritidae
Source: the annotation of a GenBank genome assembly
CAAAGAAACUUGAUAUCUUUACUUAGUUACCUAACCCACCCGACCAACCUACCUUUGUCUCGUCUCAUUUUUGUCCUGUUUUCUUUGGUCACAAUGAACGCUCUGAAAUUAAGUUUCACCAUGAUAGUUCUUCUCCUGAAUCCAUUUUCAAAUGCAUCAUUUCUUCCCCUCCUGAAAGAAGGCUUGGACGAACUCAGUCAUCUGUUUAACACACGGCAUUCUCUUACCUCCAUCUUGUUUCCAGGCCCUGUAGAAUCCAAGAACAUUACUAUCAAGUUGGGCUUUAUAGGAGCGUUGGACAAAUCUCUCGGUGCCACAGCGUCUUUGGGACAAGAAUUAGUAAGUUUGUUACCUAUUGAAUCUUACAACUCAUUUCAAUAUUCUAUGUUAUCCUCUGACUAACAAAUUCCACUUGUGUUGUGGUCUUCUUUCAGAGUUCAGCGUUCAAAAUCGCCAUUGAGCUCAUAAAUGCCGAUGCAGCCAAGAAUGGUAGUAAAAUCAAAUUUUCCAUGGAUUUUAAAAGUGAGUGUUUAUUUCCCUCUUUAAUAAGAAACUGGCUUAAAGCCGGUAUGAAUUAAAAUUUACCUUAACGAGAAAUUGGAUUCGUGCCUUGGCGUGGUGUCUAGUAAAGAUUCCCUAUGAGUUAUUCAGCUUUCUUGCAUGUUUUACAUCGGACUUUCGGUUUUUGUCAUGUAUUCUUAAUUCAAAAUUCUUUUUAUUCGGAAAACUUCGAAGUUUUGAUUUUCCCUUUCUAUGCAGUACUUUAUCGUCAUACCUAACUAUGACACAGAUUUUUUUAAGGCCAAUCUAUGGAAGAAGGUCGCCAAUCACUUAAGAAUAGCAUGAGCCUCUAGGGCAACUGUUAAGUUAAAAAAACUCUUUUAAUUGCUAAUUCAAAGUAUUGUCUCUCGUGGACAAUAACUAGAUUCACUUGUGCAAUAACUAAUCUUGUUAUUCUCUGAACUGGGCCAUAAUUGCAAGGAACAAUCAAUUAGUCAAUGACUCCUCGGCUACCGUAUUGUAUUGUUGCUACAUCACGCGACAUUUUGGCACAUUCUGACGACGUACCCAUCCCGUUGGAUGAGCAAUUAAAGUUCUUUCACUUGUUUUGUACCGACCAUACUAUCGUGUUAUGUUCAAAGCCGUACUGCUUGAACAUCCUAGCUACAUAUCAGAACGAGUUACGAUUUUAAAAAGCGAGAUUCGCCGCUUUAAAAAUCAUUGUCCUCAAAAGUAGAACAGCCUGAAACAUGGACAAAUACUUUUUUGCCUAUGUGUUUUGAGUCUCUACCAUGAAUAGAAUGGUGAAAAUGUUCUUUUGCAGUACUGUGUAAAUGUCUGAUGUCUCGUUAUUGAGAAUUAUUUUUCUUUCAAACCAAGCCAAAAUAAAUUUGAGUCUCUGGAUGAAAACCUAUAGUAUGGCCAUUAAAAUACAAGCUCUCUUUUAGCUUUUCUGUUACACUUCUUGUUCUAAGAUUUCUUGUGAUUUAUUAUUGGAAAACUGGCAAAAGAUUAUUGUUUUUCGUGAUUUUAAGAAGAGGAGCAUUACGCUAUAUACUGACUAUUAUAACAACUUGAUUUAGUCAGUGAUUGUAAAACAAAUCCUUUGUAUUGAGCGUCAUUGACAAACUUCGUUUUCAGGUAUGAUCAAAGAUGGAGGCACGAAUCCGUCCACUACGUGUAAGAUCGCUGCCCAGCAGCUUGCGGCGGAUUCGGACAUUGUGGGUGUCGUUGGAGCAAUGCGUUCUUCGUGUUCAAAAGCUUCACAUCAAUACUUCAGAGACAACGGUAAGAAAAUCAUGGACACCAACGUUUGCUCAAGUAAUCGAGCGAGAUUUGUGGUCCGAAUCUGUUUGUUGUAGUUAUCAUUGCCUUUAUCUUGUAAUUAGUUUGUUUUCCGUCUUAUUAGCAUGCAUGUGAUUUUAAGUCAUUUUAACCCUUUCACUGCCAAAUGUGGCCAAAGGCAAAUUUCGACCAAAUUUGCAAAUUUCAUUUUUUAAAAUUUUGACAAACAAAUAGCACCAUGUGAAAGUAUAGGCAGAGAGUUUUCAUUUCAAUGGUAACAUCAUAGGAUUUCGUCCAUAGACUCAAAAGUUAGAGUCACCUUACAAAACUCCAUCAAACACUCUGGCAGUGAAAGGGUUAAUAAAUCCCGUGAUACGAAAUCUAUCACAGAAAUGUAGAUGCUUAAAGGAAAAUCAGUUAUAUUUAAACUUGCGAUGAAGGCAUAAUCACAAUUUUUACGGCCUGCGUGCUCCAGCACAAACAGUUUCUUUGUUUGCAAAAUUGUCUACAACAGUCUUUCUCACCUUAGAUUAGAAAGCAGAAUACGGUAUUUAUUUCUCUGUAAACUGUAUCGGCAUUGUAAGGUCCGUUUGGAAGGUUAAAAAAUUCGGGAGAAAGUCAAGGCGUUUUAAUUUUUCUGUGUGGGGUUCGAACUUGUUGUCUCAGGAAUAGAAUCCCGUAAAAAGUGCAUGUACGCCUGAGAGUUGAAUAGAUUUUAGAUGUUAGGCUGGUAGCUUGCCAAUGUAGUGUUCAACUAAGCUUUCCUAAAAUGUUUUUGAAAUGCAGUAUCUAAAUUUUAAAACAGUUAACAUUAAGGUUUUAAUACAUUUCUACAAUGAGCUUUAAAGUGAGAGAUGAAAUAUAAGAUUUAUGAGGAAUUACGCUCGUUAAUGUCACGAUUGAUGUGAGGUUUGAUUUAUAGGCUGCUUCACGUGGCAGUAGAAUUUUACAACUCCUCCUUUCCAAAUAGUCUUCUUCGUCUAUUCAUAAAGCUUUGCUGUAAUUUCUAACAACACGACUGAUCUUUUCGAAAACACUUCAGGGCGACAUAAUGUGCGUUCAAAACUAAACGUUUUCAAUCUUUGAUUAUUGUUUUGUGUUAGCACCGACUAUGACCCAGAUAUCAUAUGCGUCAACCGCAGCAGAGCUUUCUAACAAGAAGAAGUAUCCACGAUUCUUCAGGACUUGUGCGAGUGAUGUACAUCAGGCAAGCGCCCUGGCUGAGUUGGUGACUUACUUCAACUGGAGAAGGGUGAGCAACUAACUUGUCAACUCCCUCUAUCAACUUUUUUCAUUUUAAGUUGUCAAGUCCUUUAUAACUAAAGGGUAGGGCACGACCACGUAAACCCCUACUUAAGAGGAUUCGUUGUUUCACAGUCUUCAAAGAAAAACUAUGUUUCAUGUCUUAAUACAGUCAAACCUGUGUAAAACGCCAGUCACCCUUGGAAAAUGGCAAGGUGAUCAUUAGAUACCAUUUUAAAUAUAAAGGGUCACCGCUAUAUACAGGUCAGAAAAUAUUGCAAGAAAAUUUUGGGAAGUUGUCCGGUGACCGUAAUAUACAGGGUGACAGGUAUAUACAGGGCCGUUGUAUACAGGUUUGGCUGUAAUUGUUAUCGACUUUUAGGACGGGAAGGAUCACUGGCUCAGUCUGUUUUCUGUUCGAUGCAGUAGUCUUAGUAAACGCUCAAAACCAAUGUUGCAGCUAAGCACAUAACUAAGGCAUGAUUUGAGACCUGUUAUGGCAGUUUUAAUUAUUUAUCUAGUCCAUCAAGUUUCGUUUACGUAGCUUUUAGAAACAACGGUUGAAUAAGGAAAGAUUCUUCACUGGCUUAAGCUGCAAGCUUAGUGGUUUCUGAACUCAGCUUAACUCCACCUGCUCAGCAAAUAUCCGGGUUUUUGUGUGUUUACAGACAUUCUCUAACUUCCCCUCUCCCCUCCUUCAUCCGUUAUUUCAGGUGAGCGUCAUUGCUACAUCAGAUGAUGAGUAUGCCAAAAACCUUGCAGAUAGUUUCGAAACGGCAGCCCGCUUACAAGGAAUCCGAAUUCACGCUUCUUCGAGAUUUUCCAGUACAGCAAGUUCAGACGUCUUGGACAACAAACUGCAGUUGGUAAGAGUUGAUAUAGUGGAACCUCGAUGUUGCGAAACUCUUUGUAACGAAGUCCUCGGUACAACGAACGAUAUUUUUUUGCCUCAGUAAUAGUAAAAUAUAUAACGAAGAACCUCGAUAUAACAAACCUCGUUAUAACGAGCGUCCUUGGCCUUUCGUUGUUGACGUAGCAAUCCACAAAAUAUUUUUUUUAUUGGCGUUUAGAAAAAAAGUUAUCGUAACAUCAAGCUGCUGGUAUUAAAAAGCUUUUAAGUAGAGCGAUGUGGUUAAGAAUUUUCACAUCAAUUACUUUUAUGUUUUUCUAAGUAAUCGUUGUUUGCGCAAUUGUCUGAUUAUCUAUCAAAACGCCUCGUUACCUCCCAAAAAUGUCUUUAAUCGCUUUGAAAUGACAUCAUCAACGAGAAUAAAACAUUUUAAAAUUGCAAAAAGGCCAAAAAUAGCAACAGAGGGAAGACAUCAUGGCGUUAAGCGCCCCCACUAUCAAUUUGUCUCCUCUUGAGAGAGGAAAUUCUUUAUUUUUCUUUCCAAGAGCCUUGCUCUUAACGGCUUCGAAUUAUUGAUAAUCCGUUCUAAGUUUGUCUCAUAGCAAAUUAGCUAAGCCUUUUACAAGGUGAAUGCCUUUUGUUUGUGAUAAGCUUAGCGGUCGACCCGUUACACUCCCCUCCCCUCUUAGUGUCAAGUACAGGUCAUCUGAAUUAUCGUCCCAGUUAUAAAUUGACUCAGAGCACGAUCCGGAAUUUUGGGCUUUCCUGCUUAAAGAGAAUUAAUCUAGUCCACACGCGCACAGUGGUUGAAAGAACAGCAGGGAAGUAGAACUAAUCUCACUUAACGUCUGCACAGUUUUAAUUGGUAAACUGCAUGCAAGUGCAAUGGCGAUGACAAUUUGAACGUGUUCUUAUAAGCACUCCUGUGUUCCACUCCGAGGAUCAGUUUUUUUUGUAACCUUAGUGGCGUGUGCAAUAGCUGACUGUGUAGCGUAACAAAGACGUUCUCCUUCUUGCUAACAACUCAGGCCACCUGCAACACUGAACAAAUUACUUGUCUGUUCACUGGUAAGAUAAAUGAUCAAUAUUGAAUUUUUUGGUCUGGAUUUUUUUGUUGCAGAUAAAAGACGCUCAAACUCGAGUAAACCUCAUAUUUGCUCAGCCUGAAGCUGCCCGAACUAUCUUAGAAACUGCGAAAGGAAAGGUAAAAAGAAAUCCUAUUAGCUGGAUUCCAAGCUUUCCCCAGAUAGACUUUAUAGUGUUGUUUAAUAGGUUUAAUUUCAAGUAUCACACCAUGGCAAGCUACAUUGGUCUUCUCAAGAAAAGAAAAAACUCACUGAGAAAUCUGAUACUUACAGCCCUCCUAGUGACGUCGAAGUAUUUUUUAAUCCCUUUUCGGCGUAUUAAUGUAAUUCUAUUAACCAAGCUUAUAACGCCUUCUUCAAAGAGGCAUAGCAAAUCAAAACAGAAUGAUUGGUCAUUGACCUUGUCUGCACUUCACACUUACAAGCUUCAAGGUUUGUUGGAACAGGCUUUCUCUCCUUAGGUAUUGCAACAUUGGCUUGCAUUCAAAUGGACUCGAAAAAAGGCAGUGUUGCGAGAUAUUUUAGCCACAAACUCUUCUUCUCGGCCUUCCCCUUCCCCCAAAACACAAAAACAAAACGAAAAAAGAUUGAUUGUACCUUGUUAAAGUUUACUUAUCUAUUCAUAUUAUGUCGACCAUAAGCCUAAUACCUGUCCUCGCCAUUUGCUACAACCAGUUGCAAAAGUACUUGACACACUGUACCGUAUUUUGGCAUAAAUGGCCUGUCCAUGAUCUUGUGCUUGUGAUCCCCCCCUCCACCUUUUAUCAAAGUUGCUAGCAAUACAAGACCAUACUCAAAACUAGGAGGAACAACUUUGAAUGGGAGGGAGGAGGGAGGUCAGUAUCGUAUCUCACAGACCUAUGACCAGGAGCGAUUUGAAGCAAGAAAGAUCGUUUUUUCGUGGGAGUGUCUCAACAUUUUUGCAACUGGUUGUAGCAUCACAAAUUUGCAUCUAGUGGUUGUCCCUUAUCCUUGAGAAAAUUUAAAAAAAAAAAACGUCUAAAAUCUAGCGUAUAGACAUGGAGGUGUGAUAUUUUAACCUCUGUCUACCCAUUAGUAACGUCUGUGUGACGUAUUGUUGUUUUAUAGGGUAUGACUGGCCAGGGCUGGGUGUGGCUUGGUAGCGAUGGUCUUACAGCUGUUACUCCUACCAACCAGACUAAAGCCGCUGAGGCCAUGCUGGGCAGCGUAGGCAUCAUGCCCACAGGUACGUUACAUUUGUAACCCUUGCACUCCCACAAGUGGGAAAUAGGGGGCUUAAGCAACGACGACGGCGACGGCAACGACGACGGCGACGGCAAAUUUCGGGAACGGCUAAAAUUUUGACAAAAAAGGCGAUAUUUGAAUUCAGUCCAAACAAAAAUCAAACACUCCGGCAGUGAAAGGGUUAAGUUCAGCAAACAACAACUUUGCACGUGCAUCACGCUUUUUUGUACAUUUCCUAGCCAUCGUUGCACGACUACUACGUGAAAGUUUCUAAUUUCACGUUUUGUCGAAGACGGGAUCACAAGACAACAGCUUUCUUUUUCUUUUUCUGAACUUUGAUACAGUCCUUCAGAAUUAAAAAAAAUUUGCCCACAUAUGAAAAAUUAAACGAGAUGAAAUAAGCGCGAUAAUUAAAGUUUGAGGCAGCGCGAAUUCACUUUUUAAGUGACGUUUCUGUAGCCGUCGCCGUUCUUGUUGCUUACGCUACCUAAAGUUAAAAUUCUACAACAUUUCCCAAUCUCACUUUGUAGAAUGUUGAACAAAUAAAAAUACUGCUGAAGAGAAUUCUUGUGAAUUGUAACAUCAUAGGAUUUCGUCCACGGACUCAAAAAGUUAGAUCUACAAACUAAAUAGAUAGCACUGUAUGAAAGUAGCGCUGAAGAGGUAAUGAAUGGUAAUUCACACCGGAUUGGUUUGGGACACCAACUUGACCGCCGUUUUAUCGAAAAUGACGGAAGUGACGUUAUGUGAAAAGACUCCAUAAAUAGUACCAUGUUGAAAGUACGACAGAAGAUAAUUCAUUUUAAAAGUGGUAAUAUCAUGGGAUUUCUUCCACAAAUUCAAAAAUUACCUUACAAGACUACAUCCUUCACCCUGGUAGAGAAAGGCUUAAAUAGAAACCAUUUUGUGAACCUCGAUAGAACCAAUCAAAGCACAGUCCAGAUAGUAUUAUUCCGUUCCAUGUAGGGCAGGAAUCCCGAUAUAUCGUGCCUCUGUUACAAGAAAAGCCCGAUAUAAGAAACCCUAGGAUAACGAAUGACAUUAUCCCUCCCCCGGAUAUGAUAAAACGUGUUAUUACAGGACACAGAUGUGACGUUAACCUGUUAAAAUAUCAAAAGAUCUGCCUGGUCUCUAGGCGCUUGGAGAAUUCGAACGUUGUGAAUUCUCAAACGAACUGUGUAAUCAGAUUUUUCCAAUAUACAAACUAAGAAAAUUGAAAUGAAGAUAACUUAACUCUUUUUGAAAACUUCUUCGACUAGCGUCGUCUUAGCUAAUUUUAGUUUAUUCUUCGAUCGGUGCUAAAGCAGCUUUAACUGUUUAAUUGUUUUCGUCCUUUAGGAGGUUUUGGCCGACUGAGUCUGAACAUCAUUGUUCGGUGGAUUAAAAAGUCCCAAAUGCGCGUUCAGGAUCAGUACCCUGGAAUCAUUUAUAAACAUGUAAGUUUUCCGUCCAGGUUGAACUCCAUCUAGCGAUGAUUAGAGUGUCGUAUGAGCCGUCAAGUUGUUAUGGUUGUUAUUAGACUGGAUACCUUAAAAUCAGGUUGGAAAUCUUAUGUGUAUUUGACACAACGCCAGGACUCGUCGUAGAGAACCAUUUUUGUGAAUUCACUAGGCAUGUCAUUGAGGAAAAUAGGAAAUCAGAGUAAGAGACAAUUGUGCCGGGAAAACAGUUGAAUACAGGCCUGAUUUUGGGGUAUCCAUGCUAGUCACAACAGUCAAGUGAUAUUGGGCCAGGUUUCCAUUUCAUCAAGUACGCCAAAAUCGAGCAAGCAAAGGGAAGACUCGGCUGACAGGGUGCGGUUAUACGAUCGCUUUUUUAAAAAAGAGUAUUUUCGCACCCGCUCCAGCUUGGGUUCUCGCUGUAACUCCCACACGCCAUAUCGUAAUGCUGCGUAUCCUUCUUAUCAUUAAGUUGAGAUUAGUUCUUAAUGCUAGCUGUUAAGUUUUAUAACCUUUGCUUUGCAAUGUUCUCCAACAGUUGCGAACUUCAUCUUACGUGCCGCAAGUUUAUGAUGCAGUGUAUGCAUACUAUCUGGCGUUCGACAAAUUAGCGAGACAACGCAAGAUAACCGAGGUAAAUUUCUUCUUUUGUCCAAAUUCCAGCUGAAUACUCUUGUAAGAAACGCGUUUCUACCAUUAGAUAAGCUAUUGGAAGUUCUCAGAAAACGGUAUUUUGUUGUUUUUAUAUAGAAUGACUCCCCUUCCAAAUUACGGGAGGUUGUUUUUGACGAAUUGAAGAAAUUCAACGAUAAGAAAAAUGCAUUUGUCGGUGCUCAAGGUUUGUGCGUUUUAUGUUUUCUACUGUUUUGUGGCUGAUUGAGUGAACUAAAAAUUGAACUGAAUCAAAUACUUUUUCAAAAGUUGACCUUUUUUGUUUAAAAAGGAUUAAAACUGCUUUGCAUCGUUUUCUUCCACUAAAAUGCCUCUUAAUCUUUUUAACAGGUCCUAACACGUACUUUGAAACUCCGAGGUACAACGUUGGAAAUUUUCAGGUAAGAGAAACGUUCCUGUCUGCUUUCAAUUUUUCUCAAAGAAUCGUGUCUUGAAAAAUGGCAUCCAUUUUAGUAAACGGUCGGUCAUACCUUUUCUUUAGAAGCUAAAACCCUUUCCCGCCCAGAAGUUGCCAAAGUCGAAAUUUCCGCGACAUAGUUACUUAAUUUCAAUUUGUAAAAUCAUCCUAAAAAACAACUACUGCUGAGUGAAAAUACUUCUGACGAGAACUCAUUUGAAAGGGUAAGAAGUCACAACUACACUCAAAACUGGUAUGUAAAGGAUUCAACAAAGCACAUACCUUUUCAUUGCUGGUGAAAUAGGACUUAACCUUUUUAGGAGUUGAGGAAACGUCAAGACUCGAGGGAAACAAAAUUAACUAUUUUCGCGAGUGGCCAGUCUUAAAUUAGAGAUUUUUUUUCAUAGCCCACGAAGUAAAAUUUCUACUUGUAUUAAAUUGUGACAAUAAAUCGGGCGAGCGGUCAAUUUUCGCGGGUAAUAGUGCACAGGUAUGUUGCCUGCUCGGCGACUUUUGGCGGGAAACAGUUUUACGGUUAGAUGGCAGUUGUCCUCAGUGUAACCAGUAGGAGCGGGUACCGUUGGGAAAAGAUCCCUGCCAUAUAGCAAUCACAAUUAUCGUUUAAAAAAAGAGCUAAAUUAUAAGUACUCUUUUCGUCUCUGUUUUCAGGGAACCACGUGGGUAAAGGUCGGCAAAUGGAGCCAAACUAUUGGCGUUGAAAGAGAGAAUAACGAUAUAAUUUGGCCAGGAAACACAAAGACACCUCCCACGGAUAAGGGACUUCCGGGCAAAACCACCUUCAGAAUAGGCUUCAUUGCUCCUAUUCACCCGGACCUAGCGGGUUUAUCGGAACUCGGCCGGGAGUUCGAAUCAGCAUUCCGCGUGGCUGUAGAGAUGAUGAACAGAGAUUUGACGCUGUCUGUUGAUUUUGACAUAAAGAUUCAAGAUGGCGGACUUGAUCCCAAUGCUUCAUGUACAGCAGCAGCAGAACAGCUUGUAAAAGAUGAUGUCGUGGCUGUUAUUGGAGCGUAUCGUUCGUCCUGCUCUCAAGCUGUUACUGAGGUUUUAGGUAAGGAGAAUUUUCUUGCGGUAAUUUCCCCCCAAAAUGCAGGGUUUUCGUUAAGAAUUCUGGUAGUAGGAGAAAGGAGUAAGGUUGCAGGAAAAUACUUUGAAAUAGGCUCCACUUCCAAAUAAAAAAAAUAGUCAUAGGCUACCGACCAUUAGCCGGAGAUUUCUGUGGAUUAAACGGAGAAUUCUCCGAUCUCUGAUGCCUAACAAAAACCCUGAAAAUAAAAUUAUGCGGUGAGCUCUCCCAAAUUUUCUGUGAGUGCUAGGCCCAGUUUUUCAAAAGAUGGAUAUCGCUAUCCCACGGAUAAAUCUCUAUCCUCUGUAUAGCGCAAUUGGUAUCCCUAAUACUCAUAUAGUAGAUAGCGUUUUUAAUAUUGCGAGGAUAGCGCCAUCCAGCUUUUGAACAACUGAGGCGUGUCCUUUAAAUGUUUCCUCCUGCUAGAGAUUAACAGUCUGCUUAAUAGGCACGUAGGAAAUAUGUCGCCCGAGAUAAACGAGGCGCGCGAGAGAGUAGACACGGGUGGGGAGUGAGAAAUUAUGCAAUAAUUAUGCAUACGUCACAAUGCAAUAGCGGGCCAACCAAGGCGUUAUAAUGUUCACUUUCUGAGAGAGCGUAGAAUUCUUAUUGUCUUCCUCUUUCCACGCGGGAAUCCUUUCCCUUCGCGGCCCAUUCUUGCUACUGAAUAUAAGACAGAAAAUAAAGAAAGAAAAACAGAACGACAGUCCAUCUAUGGGUGUCCGCUUUAGAGAGUUGUCCGUCAUAGAAAGGUGUCUGUUCAAGAAGACUCCUUGUAUCAUUUUUAUUGUUCAGCAACAUUUAACGUGGCCUGAGGUUUUUUGGUUAACUUGUCCAGUGAAAUUCAAAAGUUCACUUCUUUGUUUCCAACGACUUAGAUUGUAAGUAAAGCCUAUGUACUAUUAUUUCGUUCUCAAAAACACUUGUAUGUAUUAUCGGAGUAAUUUUUUUAUAUAUAUUCCUAGUGUUUUUAGACAUUAGGAGGUAAGAACUUUGAUUCCAGGAACAGAGUUUACUGGCGGAUUUUAAUAUUUUUUGGUUGUUUAAUUCACAGGUUCCAGGAACAACAGAGUUCCUCAAGUUUCGUACGGCUCAACGUCUGCAAUUCUCUCGGACAAAACAAAGUACAAGUAUUUUUUUAGAACUUGUCCUUCUGAUGUUCACCAAGCUUCCGCUCUCGCAGCCUUAUUUCGGAAGUACUUAUUACCUGAAGUUGGUACUGUAGCCACAAACGAUAUUUACGGAAAGGAACUAGCGGAUAUGUUUGAGAACGAGGUUACCGGUAUGGCUGAUGUGCCAGUCAGUGUGGUCAGCAGACAACGUUUCGAUGUAAAUGCGCGAGCAGCAACCGUCAGACCAAAAAUACAACAGGUAAUUUCAGUUGUUGUGUUAAAGUUACUACACGUAGCCUGCGUAGCAAGCGUUUCUGUGCGGUUUAGGAGCAAAGAAUGAGGAACAAGAGUCAAAAGACCGCGCGAAAAAUUUUUUUUGUUCUCGUUUCAUUUCUCGCGCGGUCAAAACCGAAAGUCCCCUUUUGCUCCGAAACCAAACGGAAACGCUUGCUACGUAGGCUAUACUACACGUUGUUAAUGCUACCUGUACCUCGUCUCCAAAAUGAUGGAUAUAUAGAUUUUAAAACUCAAACGUUUUGGGUUAUGCAUUGCCUUGUAUACAGAACUACUUGUUUCUGUCUUUUUCUAACAUUGUUAACAAUCUCUUAAGUUAUUCGCUGACUUAAACUGAAACAUACAUGAAAGCCUCUCCCUUAGAUCUGCUCUUUAUCCAGACGAUUAUUCAGCAGUUGAAAGUGGUAUAUGUCGACAGUUACCUCAUCUAUGCUCCAUUAUUUUUCAGUUGAAAGCGUCGGGAUCUCAAGUUCACCUCAUCAGUAUGGUUCGCCAUGAUACAGAGACGGUUUUUCAGCAGAUUAAAGAGCUAGGCAUGACCGGGAAAGGCUGGGUGUGGAUUGGAACAGACGGCGCGACCUCGUCCACGUUCAAUCAAAAUAAAGACUUGCAAAGAACAAUGGAAGGCAUGAUCGGAACUCAACCUAAGAACGGUGAAGGCAGCAUUUAUUUGAAGUUUCUGGCAAAUUGGAUCAAGAAAGAUUCGACGACAUACCCUGGAAUUGUGCACAGUAAACCGGUAAGCUUUAUUUUUUUUUUAAAGAAAGACGUAUUCAUAUUCUAGUUUGUAGUAUACCGUCGACUAAGGUUCCCUUUCAAAACAGCCGGUAAGUUUGUGAAUAGGUUUGGGUAAAAACAAGAAAGUUCUCAAGUGAAAAGAUUGAGCGCUUGGCGAAUAACAAUGAACUAAUCUGAGCCGGAAAGAAAAUUAACGAAUGUUAUUUGUUACUGAUUUUCUGAUAGACUACUUCUUUACUUGGGCUUGGUGGUGUUUUCUAUUGAAGUAACUGUUGUAGUUUCUGGUUUUCCCAAUUGCUCUCCGUAAGACAAAGAAAAGUACUAUAGGGACAUAUUCAUAGGCGCGUUUCAUCAUUUACUUGUUUACAGUCAUAACCAAGCAAAUCGUUACGCGCUUCCACGCGCCUUCCCGCGCUUACCAAAUGCUGCCCGUAUUUUUCUCGAGUUCUAAUUGGUUCCUUGGAUUGCCGGGUUCUGUUACGAUUGGCUGAAGGUUUACUCUUGUUCAUUACAGUCCACUCCUACCUCGGCGGCCUUCACUGCACAGUUGUUUGAUGCCGUACAUGGCGUAGCCUUGGCUCUAUCAGACCUGGUCAACAAGAAAGUUAUCAGCCGGACGUCAGACGUGCAGACUGUGCGAGACAAUCUCUAUCAAAAGCUGAGGACAUUUAAUGACCCUAGCACAGGUUUCCCAAGUGCCACUGGUACCAACAAUGUUAUGUUCUUUAAUCAAGAUCAAGAUGCCCCUCCACUAUACGAUGUUGUUAACCUUGUGGUAAGUUUGAAGGAUAUGUAUCUCACUGUUAAGCUAAAUUUUGCUUAAAACAGCGAAAGACGUUUCACCUGUAGAUCAUAGAUUAUCAUUUUGUCUGUUUGUAAAAAUACAUUCACGUUCACAAAUAGAAAAUUACUCAAGAAAUAAAUAAACAUUUUUUCCCAAUGAUUUUGACCGGUCAGGACCAAGGCUUUUCGCUGAAUUUAGUUUUCGUAGUUAGCGAUAACAGUGAUUUUCAAAAGUAAACAAAAUGGACUAAGUUGUCGUGACGCAGUGGGGUAGUUGUUAAUUGGGACUUAAUUCUGUUACUAUCGCCUGUAAUCCUGUUUAUCACAGAUUAACGUUUUCACUGAAUCCGGGUUUUCAUAACUUUUUCUAUGUCCUUCCGUUAUGUUGUUGAAGAUGUGUUUUUGGCCCAAUUUGCAUGGUUUUUAGUUGUUGCUGCAUGGCUGCUGAAAAAUUGAGAGUAAAAAGAUUUUUGUUAAUCAUCAAAAGCUAUUAGAUGCGCUUUAUGUAAUAACAACAUCUAUGAUUCUAAUUUCCAGGGCAACAACUGGCUCACUGUAGGUCAAUAUGACUCCAAAACGAAGGAAAUCAGUCUGCGAAGAGACCCUGUCUUCCCUGGUGGAGUCACUCUCAUUCCUGAGAUAGGCCGGCCUACUUACAAGAUCGCUGCGUUCUUUCCCAUCCAUGAAGACCUAGGACCAUUGAAGACUCUUGGUAGUGAGUGGCAGGCAGCUUUCAGGGUUGCUGUGGAGCUUGUUAACUCGGGUCCCUUUAAAGUGGCGUUUACUUACGUUCUUGCUGAUGGUGGUUAUGAUUCAGAUUCUUGUCGGCGUGAAGCUGAGGUAUGAGGGAGUUAAUUUCUUGAAAGCAACCCACAGUAAUUUUCAUUUUGACCUUUUUUCUUUCAUAGUGAAUGAUGGAGGCUUUUGAUGUGGCUCAAAAUUUUGAGUCUCUGGUCGAAAUUCUAAGAAUGACUGAAAUGAAACCCUCUCUACAGUACUUUUACAUGAUAUUAUUUCCGUACUAUGUAGUUCUCACUUUUGAGCCUCUUGCUGAAAUUCUGGGGUGAGACCAUUCACAUGAAUCCUCUGCAUGCAUUCUACAAAACUGAGAACUUUGUAAAUUUUUCUAAUUUUAACUUUAUCGACGGCUUAUCCAAAGUAGCAAAAUGUUUCUCUUACAGUCAAAUCGCUAUCGUGGUAAUCUUUUAAACUACCUCCAAAUCUUAGGGUCUUAGUUUGGUCAAUUACAAGAAUUUCAGCUGUAGGCGCAUUUAGGAUUUUUGCAACAGACUCUGAAGUAAGAAGGACACCUGUUUAGUGUAUGGAAUCGCAGUAGCUGUAAUUUUACUAAGAAUGUUAGGUCUGCCUCAACGUCUGUUUCAUUUGACACAUCAUGCUUUGGGUGGGUUAUAAUAAGCUGAUAAAUGGACUAACAACAGUAGCUAUAACAGUAGCAAGUGAAGCCCUCCAUGCUGAAGGUCAAGCUUACUUAAAGUAUGUUAUGCAAGGAGACACGUAAUUUUGUCAUAUCAGUUAUCAUCUGAGACAUUUUAAUUUCACUUUUGCAAAAGUAUUUGUAGAGCGUUUUCACAUGACGUCACGCCCCCCAUAUUGGCGUUCCAAAACAAUAAAACAAGGGCCAUAUUGGUACUUCACACCGAUCGUGUGGAGUUAAACUUUUUUCUUAUGUAAGAACUCUUUUUGUUACUAAAAGUUUGAGUGCAUAGCUGCCGGCCACUGGACACUUAUAGGGUUAUUUCCGAUAUGAAUGUAACAUGGUUCGCACAAGUCCUUGAAAAUUGCAGUCGGUGCUGGAAAGUCCUUGAAUUUCAAUGCUAACUUUAUAAUUUAGCUCGAACUUCAAAAGAAAAGGAGCAAACACAGAAAGACAUUCGGAAUAAAAUUGCUCAUGUUUUGGAAGAACUUAAAAAGACAGACUCAAGACUCGGGUUUCUACUACCAGCACGUUUGACUCGUACAGCGAAGACCUGGUUCGAAAGUGCGCACUGAAAGGAGUCCUUGAAAAAUGGAAAGUGUGUCCUUGAAAGUCCUUGAAAAGUCCUUGAAUUUUUUGUUCAAAAAAAGGACCCUGAUAUAAAGACUCUGUUUUUCGCUUUUUUUCAGAAUCUCCCAGACGACACUGACCUUAUUAUCGGAGAGGCCAGAUCUGGUUGCUCAAUUGCCAUCGCUGAGGCCACAAAACACAAGAACAUUCCUCAGAUUUCAUAUGCCUCGACUUCCGCUCAGCUCUCAGAUAAACAGACUUAUCCAAACUUCUUCCGCACUUGCACCUCAGACGUCUAUCAAGGACAAGCUCUGGCAAAGCUUGCUCAAAGGUAUAAGUGGUCCCAGGUUUCUACUAUCAGCACGUUUGACUCGUACAGCGAUGAUCUGGUUCGAAAGUUUGCCGUGAACGUGAGGCGGGUGGGAGUCGACAUUAAGACUGAGCAGCGAUUUGAAGCCCACACUAAAAACAGCAUUAAAGAAAAUCUCAGAGAGGUAGGAACAGUCUAUUUCCCAUAAACUUGACGUACAUAUAUAUUUCCUCUUCGUAAACCACUUUCUUUCUUCAAAUAACAUAUGUUUAGUCACCUAAAACUUAACGGGCAGGAGCGUGGCCGACUGAUCAGCGAGUCAGACUCACAAUCCAAACCUGAUUUCGGGUUCCUGUCCCGCUCUGAUUAGCAACAGAAUUUGUUCCUUAGUUUUCUUGACUUCUGUCAUUGUAAGCCAUUCUUGUAAACAGCAAGCUGUGUUACCUCCUGCCAUCUAAUUUUUGAUUACUAGGUUGUUUUCGAUUAUUUGGGUAAAGUGCCUAGGUUUGCUUGAGCAACUAAGCACACAUCCGCUGUAAACAGUGAAUUCCAGUCACCUAACUCAUGUGACAAUUUCUAAUCAUGCAGAUGAAGGAAAGCAGGUGUGCAGUAAAUCUGGUCAGCGCCGCUACCGAUGAUUCUGAGAAAGUUUUUCAGGAAGCAGUUGAGCAGGUAACUAACUGGAACUGAUCGAUUCCUGUCAAUCCGCAACCUUAUAGGUGAUCUACUUAAGAACCCAUCGUCUAAUUUUUCAUUUCUUGUGUCGUUCCCAGGGCAUGACCGGUAAAGGCUGGACGUGGAUUGGUACCGACGGUGCAACGACAUCAAGUUUCACUGAAUCUCCGAACUUGCGACGAGCCAUGCAAGGGAUGGUAGGUACCAGGCCCAAACACGGCGAAGGAGUUCUGUAUCAGAGACUGCUAAAGAUCUGGAAGGAAAAAGAUGCAGCUUCAUUCCCAGGCCUAAUACACUUGCCUCGAAUACUCCAGGUUAGGCCCCAGCCUAUUUUCUGCGGUCCUCUGUCCUGUUCAAUUCGGUUGUUAAUAAAUUUACCUGUGUAAAAACUCGUUUUUUUUGUUUGUUCCGCAGGCUUCGCCAUAUGUUGCACAAGUCUAUGACGCAGUUCUCGCUUAUGCGCAUGCUCUGACAACACUUCAUGAAGCUGGAACGAUAAACAAGGUGAGAAUAUCCUGAACAGCUCCUGCUUAGUAGCCGUGCGUAUCCAAGGAGCCUUGGAAAACGAGAUAUACCCUUAUUAUUAAACACGGCUUGUUUUACUGAAAGAAUGAUUCGCAAAUUCGACAGCGGCAAGAUUAGCUCAGUCGGUAGAGCACUCAGGAGGUCGCGGGAUCAAACGGCCACACCUUCGCGUGGCUCGUAUGACCACGUAAAAUAGCGGUCCCGUCCCGUCUCCAGAAGGAGACGUACAAAUAGUGUCCCAGUUAGUACUUUCCUGCUAAAUACAUUGGCACUCAAUAAAGUGCAUUUUUUUAACUCUCCGUUCACUUUUCAAAGCAUUUCAUGUCAAGUUCAUCGCAUCUACGGUCUCAUUACUCUCAUUCCAAGCGUGGACGCACUUUGUUGAAAAUAUUGUAAGUAUUUUCAUCUAACUGUUUCUUUCAGUAUUCAACCCGGUCUGAGGUUCAAACAGAAUUGAUGAAGGAACUACGAAAAAUGAAAGAUACAAAUACAGGAUUCGAUAGCGCCACUGGAGGAAAAAUGUUCUUCGAUUCUAAUCAAGACGCCCCCGCGCUUUACGACGUGGUGAAUUUAAAUGGUGACUCCUGGAUUAAAGUUGGCUCAUAUGACCCAUCCCCGGAUCAAGGCCUCAGUAUCAAGAGAAAGAUUGUUUGGCCAGGGGGUAGCGUGAAUCCUCCACCCGAUCAACUGCCCCCAAGGUAAAGUAAUUUUUUAUACUCUGGUGAACUGAACUUGUCCCCACAGACUAGUAAAGCCUGGCGAAUGACAAUAUGCGCGCGGAACCAUGUCUCCUGGCCGCCAGGAAAAAAAAGCGGCUUUUUUCGUCAUUUCUACUGGCACCGUCCACAAGUAUCCAGACAUUUUUAAAACCGCAUAUUUUUUACCUAGAUUCGUGUGAACGGGAUCUUAAACAACUCUGGAGAGCGGUUUCAAAAAGAUGCGGUUUCGGUGAGCGGAUUCACAGGUUUCGUGCGUUUCUUGUUUACGUGGCCGUUAUUCACUUUUCCUCGUUUUUAAAGCGUCUCCGUAAAAGUUUACAGCAAAAUUUAGUGUACUAUAACCAGUUUUAAAAAAUGUUGAGACACUCCGACGAAAAGCUGGCCUGAAAUCGCUUCGAAAUCACCGUUCUUGAGUGUGAACAUAGCUGCCUUACAUAGUGGCACAGUACUCUAAUACUGUUUCCAUUCUCUUCUUUAUAGCACCAAAGAAGUCGCUGGGACGGAAGAACCCAAAUCAACAAGUGUUAGUAGAGACGGCAUUAUAGCUCUGGGAGUUGUAUUCGGUAUCUUUGCUGCUGCUAUGGGAACGUUCGUUACCUACUUAAUAUACAGAGAGAAGAAAGGAAAGCCUUCAUUUGCUCCCCAGGUGAGUUGA